GACUUGCUGACUACUUUCAAAAUAACAGAAUGCUUUCUGCUGUUGUUGAGUGUUGAGGUUGUCAAGUCUUGAGACUUCUCUCUCACCUCUCUAAUCUGUGUUAGUCUUAUUUUAUUUCAUUUUUGAUCAGUUAAGUAUUUUGGCAGGUAGACGUCUUAAUAAUAACAAUUGAUCUGAAAAUCAUAAAAUAAUAUAUUCUACAGUUUUAGCAGAAUAGACAUUACAGUACAGUGCUCGUUUCAAUAUUACCAGUCGUUGCAUUCUUAUAAAACAUAAUUAACAAAUUUGUCAUGUCGGGCUGAUUCGCUGGUUAGAUUAUCUAGUUUUAUUAUUCACCUUCACCAACCCUAUGGGUAACAAUAACUCAAGCAAAAAACGUCAGUCUCGACGCGGCAGGUUAUCUGUGUGCGAAGUCACGAGGAUUGUCGACUCCUUGGAUGGCUCUUGUAACACAGACCUUUCAAAGGGGGUCAGCGUUGAGGUUGUCAAGACGUUAUGGCGCGAAGAGCUUGUGCCGUCUCUGCUAGUUCUGUACCAGGAGGAGUUGUUUCCUCUGUCGGGCGGGCGCAGUCGGAAGUCGGUGGAGGAGUUUGCCGAGUUGUACGUGAGCUUGGCGCGAGGCGACGCGGCCGAGCGAGCACGAGCCAUCGCCAGGGUGCUCAUGGAGCCCAAGCGCCGUCAGCUCUAUCUGCACGAGAAGACUCGGCCCGAACAGCAUCUCGAGCCCAUUCUGCUCGCCUCACUGGUCAAGUAUGUGUCGGAUGUGCUGGAGUCGUACUUGCGAGGCAUCGAGCGUCGACGCACGCGCGAGUUCCUGAGCUGGCAGAGCGCCACCUCAACGGCCAAGGAGAACGUAUUCAAUGUGGCCAGGUGCUGGUGUGUCGAGCUCGAAUCCGACAGCAGUGAGGUUAGCCUGGAUGACUUGGAGCUGUGGGUGGCGCGAUGUGGUGUAAUGUCGCUGCUGCACAAAGAGCUGAUGACUGCACUCUACAACCUGGAGUCCGACGAGAUGGAGAGAGACGAAACUAGUGACGAGCGAAUCGCUCUCUUACCAGUAGCGAUGAACACGUCCGACACGGCAGUCACGCACUCUGUUCUCGAUCUCGCUCACAUUCUUCACCUCAACUACCUACUGCACCAAGAUUACCAGCGGCAGUGGAGGCCAUUGUUCUCAACCGGAAGUCAUGGAGAGAGUUUUUCAAUGCUGGUCGGAAAGAUAGCCGAACGGGGGCCGACCAUUAUAGUUGUCGAAGACGAGGCAGGCCAUGUCUUUGGAGGAGUCACCUCGCACAGUUGGCUUGUCAGUCCCAAAUUUCAAGGUGAUUCCACUUGCUUUCUUUUCACACUUCGACCUCUAGUUAGCGUAUUCCAUGCAACCGGGUUCAACGACCAUUUCAUGUAUCUCAACCAGAAUCAGCAAACCAUGCCCAACGGACUGGGAAUGGGAGGCCAGCAUAACUACUGGGGAUUCUGGUUGGAUGCGGAAUUUGGCAAGGGAAAGUGCAGCGAGUCAUGCACCACAUUCUCCAAUUACAAAACAAUGUCAGCUAAUCGCGAGUUCACCAUUAAGCAUCUGGAAGUGUGGGGAGUGGGCCCAGCACCUCUAUCGGCCGAAGAUAAGGGAGAGAGACCAGGUAUUUUGGUGAAGGAUCCGACAGCGCGAUGUAUUCUAGAGAUGGCUGGGAAGACUCAGCACAGUGCUGGCAUGAAAGAAUUGGAUCCCAAGUAAAAUCUAGUUCAAAAUUGUACUGGACAGUACGGACAACAAGAGAUUCUAUUUUUGCUGACGUUCAGCAUGAAAUGAGUGGUGAACAGAAUGUUUCAUAAAGGUGGAGUUGUGCUCAAUUUUUCGCAUUUGCUGUUAUUUCUAUAAGUUCCAGUUAAUAAGUUAUUCAAUUGUUCUUGAAAAUUAUUGUGAAUUUGAAAAAUUCGACAAUAUUAUGAAUGAAAAAUACUACUUGUACAUAGAAACAAAUAUUAGGUUUUUAUUCUAUUUUAGUUUUCACUAGCUAUUGUUUCUCUUUUGAGGAAAUCAUUUCUUUUAACUCUUGUUACAGUUUUCCACUGUAAGCUUAGCUACUUGAGUGAUUCAAGUAAAUGAGAGCAGCCUCAUCUUCAUUAUUAGAGGCUCAUUGAGUCGAUGAGCCCCAAAGCGAAAAUUAUUUCAUAAACAGUUCAACCGUUUAGAGCGGUUAAUAUGGUCGCAAUAGAUCAUGAAGUGAAUUAAAUAUAAGUAGUUAUUAACCAUAAAUACAGCUAUCAUAAUCAGAGAUUGCAACAAUUAGAAAUAUCGCUCGAAACUUUAUAAUGGACAUUUCCGUUUUUUGGAGUUCUGUUAUAAUAAGAGUUGAUAAUACAUCUGUUAUGAUUAUGUUAUUAUCUUCAUGUUUAUUAAAUACAGCAAUGCAUAAAUUACCUGAUAACUUAUGUUGAAUUGAAUUAUCAAUUUCAUAGAAUGGUGAUAACCUCACACUUUUUCCCUCCACAUUGCUAUGGCUUUAUAAUUAGAAUUACUUACUCACACUACUAAUCAAUCAGUUGCAAUUUUUUUCAUUUUUCAACAUUGUAAGGACAGCUAUUGAUUUUAGGAUAAAUAUUUUUAUUGCUCUCUUAAUUGUAUUUUAUUAAGUUUGAGGGGUGAUAGAAUAUAAUUCCUUAGUAUCAGCUCAUGCUGCUAAAUACAUGUUGGUUGAUAUUAUUUUAAAUUUUUCCCUCUAUACAGAGAGGACUCUUUGAUAUGGUAUAAUUAUGUGUUGAUAAAUUUGAUAAAUAUUUUUAGAGAGCAAUCAAGUCAAAAAUCUUGUGAUUUCGGAAGCUCAAAUUUCAAAUAAUAAUAAUAAUGAUAGUUCCUAAGUUAAUAACAAAUUAUUAAUAUAAGCUAGACGGAUAGAUUUACUGUACAUAUUUUCUCAAUAUAUUAUUAUCUGUUCGAUAAUUUAGGUUUUACAGUUUUAGAACUCACGUGUGAUUGACUUAUUUCGAAUACAAAAAUGUACCGCAUUUCAUCAUUUGCUUUCAAGGAAUGAAACUAGAAAAGUUUCUGACUUAAUUUGGCUGAUUUAUGCAUGGCAGAUGUAAUGGAAAUAUUGAGAAUCCAAUUCAUUUUAAUCUGAUUAAUUCUCAUAUCAGUUUUAGAUUUAUGAAUCAUCAUCGUACAGAAUUUCCAUUUAGAACUGUUCAAAUAUUAAAUGUUGAUGUUUUUGUUUAAAAAUGGCUGAGAAAAUAAUUCUAUUGUAAAUUGGAAAAAUUUCUGGAUAUAAAUUAUGUUGACCUCUGUACAUUUUGUUCGAUAUUCGAACACAUUUCAUUUUGACUGUGAUUUACUGUUUUUGUAUAAAAUAAAAGAAUUUAAAACA
Molecule: messenger RNA, 3356 nt
Organism: Nilaparvata lugens (brown planthopper)
Lineage: Eukaryota; Metazoa; Arthropoda; Insecta; Hemiptera; Delphacidae
Product: MTOR-associated protein MEAK7
Exons: 9
Coding region: 350-1729 (459 amino acids)
Source: RefSeq, a predicted model, not a curated record